Hemiscyllium ocellatum (epaulette shark) is the source of this 594-nucleotide messenger RNA. It is a transcript of the gene rd3, whose product is annotated as retinal degeneration 3, GUCY2D regulator. Lineage: Eukaryota; Metazoa; Chordata; Chondrichthyes; Orectolobiformes; Hemiscylliidae. The record is from RefSeq and is a predicted model, not a curated record. The coding region runs from base 1 to 594 and encodes 197 amino acids. The transcript is spliced from 2 exons.
AUGCCGAUAAUGUCCUGGUUUAAAUGGAGCAAGCCUAAUCAAAGUUACUCUCAGAGGAACCCUGCUGAUGUGAUCAUUGAAACCCUCAUGAUGGAACUCAGCUGGCAGCUAAAACAAGCUGAGAAGAUGCAGAGAGAGCGAGAGAAUGAGUACAGGAGGAUAAAAACAGGUGUUGAUUAUAGCUGGCUAAUCAGUCAUCCCAAACAGAGCUAUGAAGUGUCUCCAAGAGAGAGGCUAGAACUUGAAGAAGCUUGUUCCAAAAUCCACCCUUCUUACUGUGGGCCUCUGGUACUCAGGUUUCGACAGGUAAUUGCUGAAUACGAGCCCGAGGUUCACGAAGUGUUACAAUUAUUCCGGGCUGUUCUUCAGGAUGCUUUUGAGCAAAUGAAGGAAGAUCAAGAUACUAAUAAAUUAACCAGGCAGUGGAACAAGAAACAGACAAUGAGUCUCUCCACGAUAAUAUUUAAAUCACGAAUAAGGAUCUAUCCUUUCAGCAGUAAUAUCAAAACAGUGUCAGAAGAUGUGGAGCAAGGCUUUGAGUCAGCCAGACGAGUAUGGAGUAUGCCAGAGUUCAAAACUGCUAAAGACUUCUGA